AUGGCGCCUACGGUGACCUCAACGAACAUACAAGUCAACGGCGAUACGCCGAUACCCAAACAAGGCCCUGUCAUUGUUACCCGGCUGGAAGCUGAAAACAAUCAUCCCGAUUAUGCUACCGCAGAGCUAUUGGAAUCUAAAUUGAAUUAUUACUCAAACCCCUCGCUUUUCGUCACCCCAGAUCACGUUGUUGAGAUGCGUGAGACGGCGAUACCAAGGCUGACAGUGAGUCAAGUACUGAUUCAUGUCCGCACCACUGGCAUUUGCGGGUCCGAUCUUCAUCUGUGGCAUCGAGGGGCGAUCGGCCCCUUGACGGUUGAGCACUCUCACGUGCUAGGCCACGAGUCCUCUGGUGUUGUGCUGGCCACCGGGUCAGCCGUCACACAUUUGAAGCCGGGAGAUAGAGUGGCCAUCGAGCCCCAAGUCCCUUGUCAUACCUGCUUCCUGUGUACGUCUGGCAAGUACAAUCUGUGCGAGUCCGUGGCGUUUUCAGGGGUAUGUCAUGCUGGAACGAUCCGACGAUUCAUGACGCACGAAGCACGGUAUUGCCACAAGAUGCCCGAUACUAUGACUUUUGCCCAAGGAGCCCUUCUCGAACCUCUCUCCGUGAUCCUGCAUGCGAUCCGGCAGUGCAAGGGGUCGAUUUCGUUAGGCAAACCGGUAUUAAUCUGUGGGGCCGGACCCAUCGGCCUGAUCGCUUUGGCCGCUGCAAAAGCUUCCGGGGCAUGGCCUCUUGUUAUCACCGACCUUGAGGAAUCACGAUUGAAAUUUGCCCGAAGUUUCGUGCCAGGAGCUCAGACUUACCUGGUUCCACCGUCCGAGACGCCGUUGGAUACGUCGGAAAAGAUCAGGCUGCUCUUCGGAUGCAAAGGGAAUCGCAACGUCGACAAAGGAGUUCCGGAUGAGAAUGAGUACAACGCACCCACGACCGUGCUCGAAUGUACGGGGACUGAGUCCAGUGUUAUCACUGCCGCAUACAGCUGUCGGAGGUCUGGAGUUGUCAUGGUCGUAGGUGUUGGAGGGAGCAUCAUGAACAAUAUACCCUUUAUGCAUCUGAGUCUGGCCGAGAUCGAGCUGAAGUUCAUCAACCGAUAUUCGGAUACUUGGCCAGCCGGCAUCAAUGUCUUGGCCAAUGGACAGGUAUUGAAUCUUGAUUCUCUCGUCACACAUACCUUCCCACUGGAGCGGGCUGUCGAAGCCAUGGCAUUGAGCGUGGACCGGACGAAAGGUAGCAUCAAGGUACAAAUAGUUGAUGAUCGAGAGAUCAAGCUCUGA
This is a messenger RNA of Rhinocladiella mackenziei CBS 650.93, 1275 nucleotides long. RefSeq lists its product as uncharacterized. Lineage: Eukaryota; Fungi; Ascomycota; Eurotiomycetes; Chaetothyriales; Herpotrichiellaceae. The record is from RefSeq and is a predicted model, not a curated record. Bases 1 to 1275 code for a protein of 424 amino acids. Gene Ontology annotation, biological process: D-sorbitol catabolic process. Gene Ontology annotation, molecular function: L-iditol 2-dehydrogenase (NAD+) activity; zinc ion binding. The transcript has a single exon.